Micropterus dolomieu (smallmouth bass) is the source of this 2447-nucleotide messenger RNA. It is a transcript of the gene etaa1a, whose product is annotated as ETAA1 activator of ATR kinase a. The transcript has 6 exons. The record is from RefSeq and is a predicted model, not a curated record. Lineage: Eukaryota; Metazoa; Chordata; Actinopteri; Centrarchiformes; Centrarchidae. The coding region runs from base 165 to 2225 and encodes 686 amino acids.
GAAAGGAAUCCUGGGAACAACAAGAUGGCGGGACGUUCAAAAACUCCGCCGACUGGCCGAAUUUACUAUAAAAUAAACUGUAAAUAACAAAGCAUAACGCAACCUUAACCGCAAAAUUUCCACCGGAACGUCGUAAACACGUCGUCGGAUUAUCGCCGGUAAUCAUGAACCGGGUUCGGAUGAAGUUUGAGUCUCCGUCCAGUCUGACAGGCUCCCCGAACACAACCAAACAGAACCGACUGAGGAGAAGUUCCAGGCAGACUCAGAGGACGCAGACAGCGGCGGAGGUCGACUCUCCAAAGAGCCAGCAGUCCGUUUUUAAGACCCCGACCAGAAUCCCGAGAUCCAGAGCAGGCACCGGUUUCAGCGGAGAGUCUCCACAUAAUGACUCCGACUUUCAGCAGGACAUCAUCUGGGACGCAACCUCUCCCUCACCCAACAGACUCGGUAAAAGAGGCAAGAAACAGCCUGCUGGAGUUGUGGACAUCUCAGAGAUCGUCAGCAGGAUCGCUCCAAAGCAUGGCAGGCCGAAGGUUGCAGAGCCGACGUUACAGCAGUGGAUCGGAGACAGCGCCACCAUUCCCUGCACGCCAGAUGUUCAAGUUCCCAAACCCAAGAAGAAAUCCCCGAGGCCAAACGGAGUGGACGACCUGCUGAAGCUCGCCAAACAGUUUGACUUCAACAUGUUUCAUAAGGACGAAGAAGAAGAAGAAGUAGUUCAGGACCCACACCAGCAGAGCCUGGAGCUCCUGUCGGAGGACAUCUUGGAUUUAGAGAACCGUGAUCCAAACUUUUCACCUCCACAUCCUGGAACCUGCCAGCCAGCUGUGACGGCAGCGGCUGGGACAGAUGAGCAGGUCCACCUGCAUCAACACAUGGAGGACGAUUUGGAUUUCCUUUUUGAUGGACCGACCCAACAUGUGAGUGGAGACUUAAGUCAGGUGUCGUUAGCUCAGCAGUCACAAGAAAAACCUGCUUUCAAAGAGGCUUCUGGGAAACCGUCUGCUUCCUCACGCACUCCCACGUCUGGUGUUUCCACGACAAACAUUAAAGGAGCUUCAGGAAACGACGAGUUUGAGGACGACUGGGAGAACGAUGACUUGCUAAAUGACUCCUUAGUGUUGGAGAUGACCCAAAACCCACAGAACUUCACCGCUCCAAAGCACUGUUCAACCCAGAAACCAUCUGGUCCAGUAAACGCUCCUGCCCGUGGCACUGCUGGACACGACCAAUCAGCUGUCUCUAAAGUGGAAAAGGACAAUGUGAGACAAAGAACGACUUUCAGACUGGAGCCUAAUCCUAAUUUCUCCGUCACAAGAAUCCAGACAGACGCGUGGACAAACUGGAAGGUGGAUUACAGCUUGAAAGCAGCAAAAGAAGACACCCAGCAGAGCCGGUGUGAGGGUUCUUUAGUUGUGGCGGGAUCUCAGCGGACCAGGCAAACAUCAAACACAGAAAAGUCAGAUCCACAGAAACCAGAAUUUCAACAAAGGGCCUCUGCUGGAAGUUUCAAAUACAAUACGACUGACACAAGAACAACUCAGAGCUUUCCACAAAAACCUGAAGCAGGUUCAUCCCACAGCGAGGCGCCCGCCGUCUCCGACCUCCUGGAUGAGGACCUGGACGCUUUCUUCUUGGCCGACCCGGUUUGGGACGACCCAGCUGAUGACGACCUGCUGUGUGAAAUAUGUGAAGAUGUGGAGAACCAGAUCCAGAGCGUGGUUUCCGCUAAACAGACUCUUCCUGUGUCCAACCAGAGAGCAGCUCUGCAGCCAUCCAGCAGAACCGGCGGGGACAACAGGACCCAACAGCAGCCAGCCAAUCGGCAGCCUUUCCCCCAAAAACAAACACUGGUGACUCUUCCUUGUGCUCCAGGUAGACCAGUGGGCGCUUCGUUGGCUGCUGGUUUUGUCUCCAACGUUGCUGCAGGUGCACAAUCGAACACAGUGACAAAUUCUUUCAGGUUCACACAAGCAAAAAACACUCCAGGAUCCACAAACAGUCCAGGGUGUCUGCAGGGGAGCAGCAGAGUCCAGCUGGCAACGCAGGGGAACCUCCGCAAAGACCAGUUCACCUUCAAGAAGCCAGGCAACCCGGUUUCUGCAAUGACCAGCAAAGUUCCGGGAAAAUGUUCAGCAGCAGAGAUCGAGCUGAAGAAGCAGCAGGCGAUGGAGAAACGACGACAGCGACUGCAGGCCGCCCAAAACCUCCGAGCUCCGACCUGAUGGAGACAAAGAAGUAUUUGGAAACAACAAACCUGAAGAGCUGAACAGUGUCUCUGCUCACCUGCCUGAAGAUAAACCAGACUCAACAUGCUGAGCUUGCGUCGCUGAAUCAGUUCGAUAAGCAACGAGAGCUGGCCAACAUUUCUUGUACAAAUAUAUUCUUGUAAAAAUGAAUCUGUACAUUUACUGUAAUUUAAUGUUUGUUUCUGUCACAUUUCUUUU